AUUCAAGGCAAAACUGCCGUUUACCAUUCGGCACUCUACUCACGAAAUACCCAUUCAGCGUGUGUGAUUUCAACUUUACCCUUCUCCCUCUUUUUCAUUCUCACGUCUGAAGCAACUUCUUUUUUUCAUUCUUCCCAUUUCCUUCCAACCUCUCCCUCUUUUUCAUUCUCACGUCUGAAGCAUCUUCUUUUUUUCAUUCUUCUUCCCAUUUCCUUCCAACCUUCUCACUCUUUUUCAUGCUUCUAUCCUGACCAACCCUUUGACAAACCCUAUUGUUUAGUUUUAUUUUUCCCUUUGCUCUCGUCUCGCUUCCUGUGAAGGCUAAAGCGGCUCCUUUCUUUCAGCUACCCACGCUUUCAAGCUUCCAACUUUUCCAGAAGCUCCAAGGCUGAAACCGAGGAGAAGACGCUACAAUUACUAAUUUGGGAUUCCAUCCUCAGUUUUGGCUAAUACCCUUUCCAAGUGACACAUAGGUGCCUAACAUCAUGUCAUGGUCAAGAAUUUCAAGUAGAAUUUCUCUCUUGAAUCACUCGAAUAAUCUACGGAUUUUGUCACAGGAAUCAAGGUAAUCACCAUGUUACCAAUAUACAAAUUUGGGCCUUUUAAUUUUGCUUGUGCCAUUUGGAACUUUUACUUGAAGAACUAAGACACAGGUUUCUUCCUGAUUCUUUAUAUUCGAGUUACAAGUUCUUUAAAGCUUCUUCUGGGUGUGGCAACAAUGGUCUGAUGCCAAGAUGGGAAUUUAGCACAAAGCCUCUAACAAGGUCUUUUGAUUUCCAUCCUUAUGGUUCUCGAUGUUUAGUGAGAUUAUCUUCCUUUAGCAGUCAGCGCCACUAUGCUUCUCAUGCAUCCCAUGCUUCCACUGAGCGGAAAUCCAAAAAGACUCUUUUGUAUCUUACUGCAUUAGUGUUUGCAAUGGUGGGAAGUAGUUACGCUGCCGUCCCACUAUACCGAAGAUUCUGCCAGGCUACUGGGUAUGGUGGUACUGUCCAACGACGUGAGAGUGUUGAAGAAAAGAUUGCUCGGCAUGAAAAAGAUGGGACAGUAGCAACAAGGGAGAUAGUAGUGCAAUUCAAUGCUGAUGUGGCGGACGGAAUGCCCUGGAAAUUUGUUCCAACUCAAAGAGAGGUGAGAGUCAAGCCUGGAGAAAGUGCUCUUGCUUUUUAUACUGCUGAAAACCGAAGUUCAAAACCCAUAACUGGUGUCUCUACUUAUAACGUCACCCCUAUGAAGGCUGCUGUUUAUUUCAAUAAAAUCCAGUGCUUUUGCUUUGAGGAGCAGCGUCUUCUUCCUGGAGAGCAGAUUGACAUGCCUGUUUUCUUCUACAUAGAUCCUGAGUUUGACACAGAUGCCCGAAUGGAUGGUAUAAACAACCUGAUUUUAUCAUAUACUUUUUUCAAGGUUUCCGAAGAAUAGAAGGGGGAUAUAUAAAUUCAUAGUGAAAAUAGAAUAUCAUUCACAUGAGAAUAAAAACUAUUGGUUAGGAUCCCAUUUUCAUAUACUGGGAGAAGAGGGAGAAGAAACAUUCUUUUGUCGGAAUUAUUUUGUUAUUACAGUCUCCUUUAACCUCUUUAUGGGGGAAACAGUCUAUUUUUGUACCAGGCUCCUCCCUCUUCAUACCAAGGAAGUGCAGAACUUGUGUAAAAUCCUUGGCUGUUCUAGUAUGGAGUAAAUGCGAUGUCACUGUCCGUAUGUGUUUUAUCUA
Molecule: messenger RNA, 1705 nt
Organism: Gossypium arboreum
Lineage: Eukaryota; Viridiplantae; Streptophyta; Magnoliopsida; Malvales; Malvaceae
Product: cytochrome c oxidase assembly protein COX11, mitochondrial-like
Exons: 8
Coding region: 727-1416 (229 amino acids)
Cellular component (GO): mitochondrial inner membrane
Molecular function (GO): copper ion binding
Source: RefSeq, a predicted model, not a curated record